Suillus subalutaceus is the source of this 509-nucleotide messenger RNA. RefSeq lists its product as uncharacterized. The transcript has 2 exons. The coding region runs from base 68 to 346 and encodes 92 amino acids. The record is from RefSeq and is a predicted model, not a curated record. Gene Ontology annotation, cellular component: L-cysteine desulfurase complex; mitochondrion. Gene Ontology annotation, biological process: iron-sulfur cluster assembly. NCBI's taxonomy places the organism in Eukaryota, Fungi, Basidiomycota, Agaricomycetes, Boletales, Suillaceae.
CGUUGUAUACGCAUUCACCACCAACUUGAAGUCUCCUUGCUUUGCUUCUCAUCUCUGUUUCCAAACAAUGGUGACUCCACCUGCCCGUAAGGCCGUACUAGAUCUCUACGCCUCCACCUUGCGGACGGCGAAAUCAUUCAGUUCAUAUAAUUUUCGCACCUACUUCGUUCAGAGGACGGAGGACACGUUCCGUGGGAUGCAAGCAGAACAAGAUUCCAUCAAGCUUUCGCAAGCAUACAACGAGGCUGUGAAGGAGCUUUCGGUAUUAAGACGGUGUGCAGUUACGAAUCAGCUGUAUGGCGGUGGGAAGCUGGCAGUUGAAGAACAGAGUGACGUGCGUACCUGAGGAGAUACGUGAGCUAGGAUACUACCGGACACUGGGCGUGGAUGAUGAAAGCAUAAUAGAGAAGAUGUUCGCCGCAGUGCGCACUGCACAUAAUGCACAACAGCAGGAAGACAACAUGUUCUUGACUAUUGACUGCCAUAUGGUCAACUCUCAACAACAUGCU